AUGGUUGCAAAUACAGCAGCUGAUAUGACUGGAUCCAUAUACCAUGAAAAACAAGUAAAGGAACUUUGUGCAUUGCAUGCAUUAAAUAAUUUAUUUCAAGAGAGAGGAUUUAGUAAACAAGAGUUAGAUCAAAUAUGUUAUAGCUUAAGUCCAGAUGUAUGGAUCAAUCCUCAUAAAUCAUUGUUAGGUCUUGGUAAUUAUGAUAUUAAUGUUAUUAUGGCAGCAUUACAACGAAGAGGACGUGAAGCUGUUUGGUUUGAUAAACGCAGAGAUCCUAAAUGUCUGUGUUUGGAUAAUAUUGAAGGAUUUAUACUAAAUGUACCAACUGAAUAUAAAUUAGGAUUUGUAUUACUUCCCUUGAAGAGACGACACUGGAUUGCCUUGAAGAAAAUUCAUGGUGCCUUUUAUAAUCUUGAUUCAAAAAUUGAUUCUCCACAACUUAUUGGAAAGGAAAAUGAUUUACUUACAUACCUAAAGGACCAGAUAGACAGUAAAGAAAAGGAAUUAUUCCUUGUUGUAUCAAGAGAGAUAGAUAGUAAUCAAGGGUGGUUAAUAAAUACAUAUGCAAAUAGAGAAGAGAUUACUGCAGAUCAUGAUACUAUCACAUACAUUGAAGAUGGUUAUACAGAAGCAAAUUUAAGGAAAGAAGAGUCUGCAGAAAUGAAUGACAAUGAAAAAUUAUUACAUAAUAAAAAUUCUAGGUAAUUAAAGUUUUUUAAUUUAACUAAGCUAUGUAUUCAAUGCUU
Messenger RNA from Habropoda laboriosa, 746 nucleotides. It is a transcript of the gene Josd, whose product is annotated as josephin-2. Gene Ontology annotation, biological process: protein deubiquitination. Bases 1 to 705 code for a protein of 234 amino acids. Gene Ontology annotation, molecular function: cysteine-type deubiquitinase activity. Lineage: Eukaryota; Metazoa; Arthropoda; Insecta; Hymenoptera; Apidae. The transcript has 4 exons. The record is from RefSeq and is a predicted model, not a curated record.